GCAGCUAAAAUUGACCUUUUUUGAUUGAAAAUGGAGAUGAAGUUUACUGUCCUUUUAGUCUUCCUUUUCGCCUCAUCUGUUGCUGACUACUGUGAAAAGGCACCCUUUAACACCUACAAGUACUGUGAUUACACUCAGAGCAUACCUGAGAGAGUAAAUGAUCUUCUUAGUCGUAUGACAAUUCUUGACAAAAUACCACAAUUGAUAACUUCUGCCCCAGCUAUACCAAGCCUUGACAUUCCUGCAUAUCAAUGGUGGUCUGAGGGGCUCCAUGGCGUAGCUGGCUCACCUGGAGUUCAUUUUGGAGGCAAUUUUCCCAAUGCAACAUCAUUUCCUCAAGUUAUUGGCCUUGGAGCUACUUUUAACAUGUCUCUAGUGUUGGCAAUGGCUCAAGUAAUAUCAACCGAAGCAAGAGCUUUUGCAAAUGGUGGACAAGCUGGACUGACUUACUUUGCACCAAACAUUAAUAUAUUCAGGGAUCCACGAUGGGGCAGAGGUCAAGAAACACCAGGAGAAGAUCCUUACCUCUCUUCACAAUAUGCUGCUAACUUUGUGAAAGGAAUGCAAGAAGGGGCUGAUGAUACAAGAUAUUUGAAAACAAUUGCAACUUGCAAGCAUUAUGCAGCUUAUGAUCUUGAAAAUUAUCUCAAUCUCUCUCGACAUACUUUCAAUGCUAUUGUAUCUGAUCAAGACUUUGAAGAGACAUACUUCCCAGCAUUCAGAUCUUGUGUGGAGGAAGGCAAAGUUGGAAGUAUCAUGUGCAGUUAUAAUGCAGUUAAUGGUGUACCAAGUUGUGCCAAUGAUUUCAUUAAUAACGAAGUUGCUAGAGGCAAAUGGGGCUUUGAAGGAUAUGUUGUAAGUGACUGUGGAGCUAUCAGUGACAUUAUAAAUUCACACAAGUAUACGUCAAAUACCGAUGAUACUGUAGCAGCUGGUCUUAGAGGAGGCUGUGACCUCAACUGUGGUCAUUUCUAUUCUGAUCAUGCACAAGCUGCUUAUGAUAAUGGAGCUAUUACAGAUGAUGACAUUGAUCGUGCUAUGACUAGACUCUUCACAUACAGAAUGCGAUUAGGUAUGUUUGAUCCUCCAAGCAUGCAGCCAUUCAGAGAUUACACAAAUGAUAAAGUAGACACAAAACAGCAUGAGGCUUUGGCUCUAGAUGCUUCAAGAGAAAGCAUUGUUCUCCUUCAAAAUAAUAAAGAUAUACUUCCAUUGAGUUUGACUACACAUCGUAAAAUCGCACUUGUUGGCCCACAUGGACAGGCCCAAGGAGCAAUGCAAGGAAACUAUAAGGGGACAGCUCCUUAUUUGAUUAGUCCAAUGCAAGGGCUGCAAGAUCUUGGACUUAGUGUCACUUUUGCUGCAGGAUGUACUCAAGUUGCUUGUCCUACCAUAGCUGGCUUCAGCGAAGUCACAAAAUUAGUUGAAGAGCACAGUAUUGAAGCUAUUAUAGCUGUCAUUGGGCUUGAUGAGUCACAGGAGAGUGAAGGGCAUGACAGGACAAGCCUUACUCUGCCUGGCCAACAAGUGCAGCUACUGGAAGAUAUAAAGAAGAAAGCUGUUCCUGGCAUUCCUUUUAUUGUAGUUGUUAUGUCAGGAGGACCUGUAGAUCUUUCAGGAGUAAAGGACAUUGCAGAUGCUAUAUUGUGGGCUGGGUAUCCUGGUCAAUCUGGAGGUCAAGCUAUUGCUGAAGUAAUUUAUGGUAAAGUGAAUCCAUCAGGACGACUACCAGUGACCUUUUAUCCUGCUAGUUACAUUAAUGAGAUACCAUACACUAACAUGAGUAUGAGGGUACCACCAGGACGAUCAUACAAGUUCUACACUGGAACUCCUGUCUUUCCAUUUGGAUUCGGACUUAGCUAUACAACUUUUGAAAUGAAAUGGAAAAAUCCACCUAAUGUGACACAUUUAAAGACAACUCAUGAUGUUGAUGUCAACUAUGAAGUUGUUGUCACUAAUGCUGGUAAAAGGUCUGGAAGUGUUUCUGUAUUGGCAUACAUAACAUCAACUGUCCCUGGUGCUCCUAUGAAAGAAUUGUUUGGUUUUCAAAAGAUUUACUUAAAACCGGAGCAGUCAAUGACACUUUCAUUUGUAGCUGAACCUAAGGUUUUCACAACUGUUGACAAACAUGGUGAAAGGAAGAUAAGACCUGGUACUUAUAAGAUUACCAUUGGUGACACCAGUGAUCUGAAGCAUACAGUAUUUAUAAGAGAAUAAAGUAUAAAGACUGCUUGCUAUAUAUGCUAUCUUUUGCUGCAUUUGCUUCAGCUAUAUAUAGUCUAUCUAGGGUGUGUUUAGAUUAGGUUUUAUAUUGAACUUGCUGCACUGCAUGCAUAGGUGACUUUUAUUUUAAAUUUUAUUUUAGUACUAAAAUAAGGGCUUUAAUAA
This is a messenger RNA of Amphimedon queenslandica, 2388 nucleotides long. RefSeq names its product probable beta-D-xylosidase 5. Gene Ontology annotation, biological process: xylan catabolic process; arabinan catabolic process. Gene Ontology annotation, molecular function: alpha-L-arabinofuranosidase activity; xylan 1,4-beta-xylosidase activity. The transcript is spliced from 24 exons. The coding region runs from base 31 to 2217 and encodes 728 amino acids. The record is from RefSeq and is a predicted model, not a curated record. NCBI's taxonomy places the organism in Eukaryota, Metazoa, Porifera, Demospongiae, Haplosclerida, Niphatidae.